This is a messenger RNA of Trypanosoma rangeli, 951 nucleotides long. RefSeq lists its product as uncharacterized. The coding region runs from base 1 to 951 and encodes 316 amino acids. The transcript has a single exon. The record is from RefSeq and is a predicted model, not a curated record. NCBI's taxonomy places the organism in Eukaryota, Euglenozoa, Kinetoplastea, Trypanosomatida, Trypanosomatidae.
AUGGAACUUGUUGCCGAGCUGCCGGGCCGCCUCUUGACGGGAUUGGCGUUGGAUCCACACGACGACGUGUUUGCCAUAUGCAGCUGCAGUGGGGAGCUGCUGCGUUUGAACAAGGCGGAAGACACGAUGAUUCCUCUCAUGGCGACAGAGACCUCCUCGCACGCGAUUGCCAUCGAUUCCCGCAAUGGCGACGUAUACUUCACCGACCGCGACGAGAAUGCCAUCCUUAAGCUGGAGGCGGUGACCGACUCCGCUAGUCGUGGGGAGAGAAGUGAGAAAGCUGAUGAUGGCCACGGAGAGGUGAGUUACACUAUUGUGCAGUGCCUAAACAACGUUGAAAAUAAACCGUUUGUUGGGCCGACAGCUCUCGCUUUUGCACCGGACGGAGAGUUGUUUUUCACCGACGCCGGGGCGGAGGGUGACUCGUCGUUUGCCGACCCGGUGGGUGCCGUCUACCGCACGCUGCAAGGACGCAGUCAAGUCGUUCCGCUCUGCUCUCGGGGCCUUGUACGUCCGUCGGGUAUCGCCGUAGCGCCUGACAAGUGCGUGUAUGUCUGCGAGCAGGGGACCAAUCGUGUGCUGCGGUUUGUGCUGCGGGGGACGUACUACGUUGGAAGCGUCUUUGCGCAGCUGCAGGGAGGAAUGGGCCCUAGCGCCAUCACCUUGAGACCGAGUGACGGCUCCAUUUUUGUAGCGCAGUACGACGUGAAGACCGCAGCAUCGUCGCCGUCGCCCAAUGGGGGAGGGGAGGGUACCGGCGGCCUCAUCACGGUAAUUGGGAGGGAUGGUGAGGUGAGCGGUGUUGUGCGCACCCCAGGGCCAUCGCUUCGCGCCCUCGCGUUGGACUCAAAAGGUGAGACGCUCUACGCGGUGGAGGCUGAUGAAGCGUCGGGGUGCUCAAGACUGUACCGUUUUCAAGUUCCCUCCGUGGCGCAGCAUACGACGGAGUGA